GUCCUGUAGGCGGCCGCUCUCGUUUCCCGCCGGCGCCUUUCCCGGCUCGCCAAAUCUCCGCGAUUGACUUCAAGGCUACAAGAAGAGCCGUGCUGCUCAGGCCACAGGUCCCUGCAUUAGCCGAACAUUCUGCUGGAACGCUGGCCAAGCAGCUGCCUGCAAGAAAUCCACAGGGUGCAGCAUGCAGACAACCAGGUUGUUCACUCUGGUGCUGGUGGUGCAGCCCCAGCGAGUUCUGCUGGGGAUGAAGAAGCGUGGCUUCGGAGUCGGACUGUGGAAUGGAUUUGGGGGGAAGGUGCAGCCGGGCGAAACGGUGGAGCAGGCGGCGAGGAGGGAGUUAGAGGAAGAGAGUGGACUGACGGUGGACACCCUGCAGAAGAUGGGCUGCAUCACCUUUGAGUUCGUGGGCAACACUGAGCUGAUGGAGGUCCAUAUCUUUCGUGCCGACAGUUUUCAUGGAAAUCCCACAGAAAGCGAUGAAAUGCGCCCUCAGUGGUUUGAGCUAGACAAGGUGCCCUUCAAGAGCAUGUGGCCGGAUGACAUCUACUGGUUCCCUCUCCUGCUUCAGAAGAAGAUGUUCCUUGGCUACUUUAAAUUCCAGGGGCAGGACACUAUCUUAGAUUACUCCCUGAAUGAAGUGGAGAAGCUGUGAGGAGGAGGCCUCCUGCUGGGUUGGAAUGCAUUGCCCAUUUAGUGCAAAAGGAAAAUACUUGAUGGUACGCAAAAGCUGCUUCACACAAAAGAGAGUUCUUUCUUCAACACACCAACGGCCAACAGACGAAUGAGGCACCUGCCGUCUUGCAGGUGAGCAAAGGACGGUGCAUGUGUGUUCUCGAACGGGGACCCUUACUGUUUACUCCUUCCCAGCUAGGCUUUUUGGGGUGGCCACUGGUUCCAUUUGAGCACGUGCUCCAGUGAGCUUUCUCAAUGUACUGAGAUACGGUUCUUGUCCUGUAUGUUGGAGUUAUAACUGGAGGACUGGCCCCGAACUUCUCAGAUAGUCAUUAUCUGAGCCAGCUGCCUAUUCCUGCCUCAGCUUUUCAUCUUUCUUCCUGGCCACUGUUGAGUCAGAGGUGUUGCAUCCUGUACUUUCUGGGAGGAAGUCUUAUGGAAGGAAAGACCAGCAGGUGGUAUCAGGUUGUCCUUCACUCUCCUUGAUACGACUUCAAGGAGACUUAAAAUAUCUCUGCACAGAGGCAGCCUCCAGUUCAGUUCCAAGUCCCUCCAGCUAAGGCAAGGGAAAACCACAGUCCUUGGCUCACCAGGGUUCAAAUGACCAAGCGAUAUCCAUCCCCACCCAUCCCUAUCGCAAGCACAAUGCUCAGAAAAUGAAUAAUGCAUUUACAGCUGAAAUAAAGUUUACCUUUUUAAUGCAUUGUACAGGUCUCUUACAAAUACAUUGUUUUGUGACAUUUCA
This is a messenger RNA of Varanus komodoensis (Komodo dragon), 1417 nucleotides long. It is a transcript of the gene NUDT1, whose product is annotated as nudix hydrolase 1. The coding region runs from base 182 to 652 and encodes 156 amino acids. The transcript has 5 exons. NCBI's taxonomy places the organism in Eukaryota, Metazoa, Chordata, Lepidosauria, Squamata, Varanidae. Gene Ontology annotation, biological process: DNA protection. Gene Ontology annotation, molecular function: 8-oxo-7,8-dihydroguanosine triphosphate pyrophosphatase activity. The record is from RefSeq and is a predicted model, not a curated record.